UGCAAGACCACGCGUUUUCCAAGGAACUGAUUUCUCGCAGUGGAACCCGCCAAAGACCAUGGAGUUGGAAAACCAAGUAUGCAUUUUCCAGUCAACAAAGAACAAAACACCCCAAAUUCCACGCCAAUAUUGGUCUUUCUCAAACAGUAAAGUCUAGUCAACUCCACUCUAACCUUUCAAUUUCCAAUAUGCAUAUGAUUCUUGGCCUGCCCUUUCAAAUUCUUGCACUUGUAUACUCGUCUUUACAUGUGUUUAUGCACUUCUUUCACCCACACACAAGAAAGUUUAUUGAGAGCCAAAAUGAACAGAUUGAUACUUUGGAGUUUAUUGAUCUCUCUUAUAAUUAUUUGAGCUCAAUCCCAGGUGGGUUCAUCACUGAUUGUGGAGAGAUUAGUGGAUUGAAAUUGUUGAAUUUUAGUGUGAAUAGAUUGGUUGGUUCUUUGCCUAAUUUCAAUCGUUUUAGGAUGUUAGAUCACUUGGAUUUUUCACAAAAUUCACUAACUGGGGAAAUUGAUUCACAAUUUCUUGAAUUGGAUUCCCUCAAGAGUCUGAACCUUAGCCAAAACAAUUUCACAGGGGCUAUUCCUAUAAACCUAGGAAAAUUGUAUCUUUUAGAGGAACUACAGCUUUCCUUCAACCAAUUCACUGGUGGUAUCCCUUCACAAAUCUUAAAAUAUGGAAAUUUGAAUUUGAUCGAUCUUAGUCUUAAUAAAUUGUCAGGAUUAAUUCCUGAUGAAUUUGGAGGGCUAUCAAAGUUGAAAAUCUUGAUACUGUCUAUUAACGAUCUGAGUGGUGGGAUUCCCAAUUCACUUUCGAAUAUUUCUACACUGCUCCGAUUUGCUGCAAAUCAGAACAAGUUUAAUGGGACUAUCCCGCCUGGGAUGACCUCUCACCUCAGAAAUUUAGACCUUAGUUAUAACAGCUUGACAGGUACAAUCCCAUCUGAUCUCCUGGCCAGAACAAAUUUGCAGUCUAUUGAUUUGUCUUACAAUAAACUGGAGGGUUCGAUUCCUGAAAAUAUUCAUACAAGACUGUUUAGGUUGAGGCUCGGAGGGAAUUCUCUCAAUGGAACACUCCCAGGUGAAUCACUGGGAAGCCUUGGGGAGUUGACAUAUUUGGAGCUUGAUAACAACAACUUGACUGGAUCAAUCCCUCCUGAAAUCAGCAAGUGCACGAAUUUGGCACUGUUGAAUUUAGCCAGAAAUGGAUUGACAGGUCCUUUGCCUACAUCGUUGGGUAAUCUGGCCAACCUUCAAGUUUUGAAUCUUCAAUUGAACCGUUUUGUUGGAGAAAUACCUACUCAAAUUACAAUGUUGCGCAGAUUGCAGAGGCUUAAAUUAAGCUGGAAUUCAUUGAGUGGUUCUAUACCGGAUUCAUUUUCCAACUUACGGAAUCUCACCAACUUGGAUUUGCAAGGAAAUCAUCUUAGAGGUUCUAUACCUGAUUCCAUUGGAAACUUGGAUAUUCUAUUAGAACUUCAGCUUGGAAAAAACCAACUUAGUGGGCACAUUCCAGCAAUGCCACAGAGUCUGCAAAUCGCUUUGAAUCUCAGCUACAAUCUCUUUGAAGGGGAUAUUCCAAUUAGUCUAUCAAGGUUGACUUCAUUGGAGGUUUUAGACCUCUCGAAUAAUAGAUUUUCAGGCGAGAUUCCGAAGUUCCUAACGCAAAUGCAAACGUUAACUCGACUGGUUCUAACAAAUAAUCAGUUGACCGGAAUGGUUCCACAGUUCGGAAAUUUUGUUGAUGUCAACUGGGGAGGAAAUAAGGAUCUGAUUAAUUCUACACAAAAUCUGCCACCUGCAUCUCAAAGGAAGAGAAAACCAGUUGCCUCUGGUGCUAUUGUUGCAUCUGCGGCUGCUGUCAUAGCUGUUGGUUUAAUAACCUUAAUAUCUUUAUUAAUUUCGAGAAGAUAUUACAGGAUUAACGAUGAACACUUGGACCCAGGAGAAGAAACUGCACAACCCCAAGUCGUCGGAGAAAAAUUGUUGACUACCAACAGCAUCCACAGAUCGAAUAUUGAUUUUUCAAAAGCCAUGGAAGCAGUGGCAAACCCCUCCAAUAUCUUCUUGAAGUCGAGGUUCUCAACUUACUAUAAAGCCGUCAUGCCAUCUGGUGUAAGCUACUUUGUGAAGAAACUUAACUGGAGCGACAAGAUAUUCCAAUUGGGAAGCCAUGAAAAGUUUGGUGAAGAGCUGGAAAUUCUUGGAAAGUUGUGUAAUUCAAAUGUCAUGAUCCCCCUGGCAUAUGCGUUGACAGUCGAUAAUGCUUACCUCUUCUAUGAAUUUUCCCCCAAGGGUACACUUUCUGAUGUUCUUCAUGUUGGUUCGGGCAAUAGUUCUUUGGAAUGGGCAAGCCGUUACAGCAUUGCUAUUGGAGUAGCUCAGGGCUUAGCUUUUCUCCACGGAUCCAACUCCAGCCCAGUUCUCCUCUUCGACCUUUCCAGCAAAACCAUUAUGCUUAAGUCCCUAAAUGAGCCUCAAGUUGGAGACAUUGAGCUUUGCAAGGUGAUUGAUCCCUCAAAGAGCACAGGCAGUCUUUCAACUAUUGCUGGUUCUGUUGGUUACAUCCCUCCAGAGUAUGCAUACACAAUGAGACUCACAAAAGCUGGGAACGUCUACAGCUUCGGUGUUAUUCUCCUGGAGCUGCUGACAGGAAAGCCACCGGUAAAUGGAGGAACUGAGCUAGCCAAGGCGGUGUUAAGCAACUCAGCACAGCAAAAUAAAUGGGAUGAAAUUCUUGAUUUCAGUGUGAGUAAAACAUCAGCAGCUAUUACAAGACAGAUGUUAGCAGUCCUUAAGGUUGCUUUAGCUUGUGUUAGUAUUUCACCGGAUGACAGACCGAACAUGAAAAGCGUUCUUCGAAUGCUACUAAAUGCGAGGUAAUAAAGUUUAAGA
Molecule: messenger RNA, 2894 nt
Organism: Olea europaea var. sylvestris
Lineage: Eukaryota; Viridiplantae; Streptophyta; Magnoliopsida; Lamiales; Oleaceae
Product: leucine-rich repeat receptor-like tyrosine-protein kinase PXC3
Exons: 4
Coding region: 189-2882 (897 amino acids)
Biological process (GO): protein phosphorylation
Molecular function (GO): ATP binding; protein binding; protein kinase activity
Source: RefSeq, a predicted model, not a curated record